CUCAGAUUCUUCCUUGCGAAACGCAAAGUGGGAACGCUUUGAUCUAUCCCCUUUUCAGAUGCUUUUAUAGAACAAUUAUCUGCACCCGCACAGGAGUAGAUUCAGUGAGGCAGUGGACCAGGCCACUACCCGUGGAGCUGCCCUUCGUCCUCACCGGCGAUCGACAAGCCAAGAAACCAAGCCAUGGGCACCGCAGAGCAGCACCGCGGCGCUAGCGAUGUCGGCGUCGCUACGCCGCUGCUCCCCUCGCCCGCCGUGGAGCCAGCGCCAGCCCCGCCGCGCCGGAACAUGUUCGCCUUCGUCUGCGCCACGCUCGCCUCCAUGACCACCAUCCUCAUGGGCUACAACCUUGCGCUCAUGAGUGGGGCGGAGCUGUUCAUGCGUGAGGACCUGGGGCUCACCGACGAGCAGGUCGAGGUGCUGUCGGGGUCCAUGAACCUGUUCAUGCUGGCCUCCAUCCUCGCCGCCGGAUGGGCCGCCGACGCCAUCGGCCGCCGCGGCACCAUCGUGCUCGCCAACGCCUUCCUCAUGGCCGGCGCGCUCGCCAUGUCGCUGGGCGGCAGCUACGCCUCGCUCCUGGCCGCGCGGUUCGUCACCAGCGUCGGCGUCGGGUUCGCCGUCGUCGUCGCGCCCGUGUACGCCGCCGAGAUCGCGCCGGCGUCGUCGCGGGGCCUCCUGUCGUCCCUGGUGGACCUCUUCAUCACGGGCGGGAUCCUCCUCAGCUACAUCUCCAACUACGCCCUCGCCGGCCUGCCGCUGCGCCUCGGCUGGCGCGUCAUGUUCGCCCUGGGCGUCCCGCCGCCGCUGCUCCUGGCCGCCGGCGUGCUCGCCAUGCCGGAGUCGCCCCGGUGGCUCGCCAUGCGCGGGCGCGACGACGAGGCGCGCGCGGUGCUGGAGCGCACCUCCGACACGCCCGCCGAGGCCCACGCCCGGCUCGAGGAGAUCGGGCGGGCCGUCGCGGCGCAGGUCGGCGGCGCCGGGGUCUGGCGGGAGCUGUUCGUCACGCCGUCGCCGAUGGUGUGGCGGAUCCUCACCAACGUCCUCGUGCUCUAUUCCUUCCAGCAGGCCUCCGGCAUCGACGCCAUCGUGCUCUACAGCCCGCUGGUGUUCAAGCAGGCGGGCAUCUCGUCCAACAACACCGUACUGGCCGCCACCGUCGGCGUCGGGGUGGUCAAGACUUUGUCCAUCUUCGUGGCCACGUUCCUGUCGGACCGCCUCGGCCGCCGGCCGCUCCUCCUCGCCAGCGCGGCCGGCAUCGCCGUCUCGCUCACCGCGCUGGGGGUCACGCUGUGCGCCUCCGGCGAGGCGACGACGACCGCCGGGGCGGCGGCGUGCGUCGCGUCGGUGGUAGCGUUCGUGACGGCGUUCUCGAUCGGCCUCGGCCCGCUGGCGCCGACGUACGGCGCCGAGAUCCUGCCGCUGCGGCUGCGUGCGCAGGGCAUGAGCCUCGGCAUCGCGGCGAACCGGCUCACCUGCGGCGUCCUGAGCAUGACGUUCAUCUCGCUCGCCAACACCAUCACCAUGGCCGGCUGCUUCUUCCUGUACGCCAGCACGGCGGUGGCGGCGUGGGUGUUCGUCUACGUGCGGCUGCCGGAGACGAAAGGCCGGAACUUGGAGGACAUAGGCGUUCUCUUUGCCAAGUGAUCAUGGAGUGUCAGGAGUUUAUAGGGUUGUAGCAAUAUGCAGUAUUUUCUUUCUUAAUAUUUGCCUCGGCCAACACAUCUACAGAUGUGGCAGCCCACACCUUUAUACCAGGAUAAUAAUGUUGCAGAUCA
Molecule: messenger RNA, 1775 nt
Organism: Panicum hallii
Lineage: Eukaryota; Viridiplantae; Streptophyta; Magnoliopsida; Poales; Poaceae
Product: polyol transporter 5-like
Exons: 2
Coding region: 184-1644 (486 amino acids)
Biological process (GO): transmembrane transport
Cellular component (GO): membrane
Molecular function (GO): carbohydrate transmembrane transporter activity
Source: RefSeq, a predicted model, not a curated record